AUGCUAUGCCCAUGUAGAGAUUGCCGCAAUUUAUGCCAUCAGUCGGUAGAGGAAAUUGUUGAGCAUCUAGUGAUAAGGGGUAUGGAUAAGAAGUAUAAGACUUCUUGUUGGAGUAUUCAUGGUGAAAAAAGAGCAUCUACAGAAGACAGUGGUCGUCGACAUGAAACAGAGGCAUUUGAGUUGUUUAAGACAGCAUUCUCUAUGAAUGAAGGUGAACCAAAUCAGACGAAUGGUAAUGAAGCAUUAGAGGCAAACGACGAUGAAGCAGUAGAGGAAACUCAGUUUAAGAAAAAGUUAAGAGAAGCUGAAACUCCAUUGUACUCUGAUUUUAUCAAAUACACAAAGGUUUCAGCAAUUAUGGGACUUUACAGAUUCAAGGUUAAGAGUGGUGUGUCAGAGAACUACUUUGAUCAGCUGUUGGAUUUAAUAAAGGACAUACUACCUGAAGACAAUGUACUUCCGAAGAGUUUAGCUACAAUCAAAAAAAUUCUGAAGAUAUUUGGUUUCGGAUACCAAAGUAUUCAUGCUUGCAAGAAUGAUUGCAUUCUAUAUAGGAAGGAGUUUGAGAAGUUAGAUAGCUGUCCAAGAUGCAAAGUUUCAAGAUGGGAAAAGGAUAAGCACAGUAAUGAGAUAAAGGUUGGGAUUCCAACAAAGGUCCUUAGAUAUUUUCCAAUCAAGGACAGAUUUAGGAGGAUGUUUAGAUCAAACAAGAUGGCUGAAGAUUUGCGGUGGCACUAUACCAAUGGCACUGAAGAUGAUGGGAUGAACCCUUUCUCCAUGCAAAACACCAAUCACAGCACAUGGCCAGUGUUGUUGGUGAACUAUAACACGCCUCCGACUAUGUGUAUGAAGGCUGAGAAUAUAAUGUUGACUUUGUUGAUCCCUGGUCCAACAGCUCCUGGUAAUAACAUAGAUGUUUACUUGGCUCCACUGAUAGACGAUCUAAAAGAUUUGUGGGCUGAGGGUAUUGAAGUCUAUGACUCAUUUGCGAAGGAGAAUUUCACACUUAGAGCCAUGCUGCUUUGGAGUAUCAGUGACUAUCCAGCCUUAGGAACAUUGUCUGGAUGUAAAGUGAAGGGGAAACAAGCCUGCAAUGUAUGUGGAAAGGAUACACCUUCCAGAUGGCUUAAGUUUAGCCGUAAGUUUGUCUAUAUGGGGAACAGAAAGAGACUGCCGCCGGGCCAUCGUUACAGAUAUAAAAAAGCUUGGUUUGACAACACUGUUGAGGAAGGGAAUGCCAAAAGGAUACAAACUGGCGAUGAAAUAUAUCAGACACUUCAAGCUUUUAGGAAUGAUUUUGGAAAACCUCUAGACAAGGAAAAUAAAAGAAAAAGAGCUGAGUUGGAAGAUGAUGAGGUGGUUCAAGAAGAAGAGUGUGAAGAAUCGAAUGAUCUAUGGCGGUGGAAGAAGAGAUCAAUAUUCUUUGAACUACCUUACUGGAAGGAUUUGCCUGUUCGUCACAAUAUUGAUGUUAUGCAUGUAGAAAAAAAUGUGUCGGAUGCUAUAUUGUCUAUCUUGAUGCAAAGUGCUAAGUCAAAGGAUGGUUUGAAAGCAAGAAAAGACUUAGAAGAUAUUGGAAUCAGAAAUCACUUGCACACAGAGGUCAGGGGAAAGAAAACAUACUUACCUCAGCAGCCUAUUGGUUAUCCAAGAAAGAGAAGACCAUUUUCUGCCAAAGGUAGUUUAAAGUCGCAUGAUCAUCAUGUCCUAGUCCAGAACUUGUUACCGGCUGCAUUAAGAGGGUUGCUACAUAAGGGUCCUAGGAUUGCCAUAAGUAGAUUAUGCAGUUACUUCAACAGGUUGUGUCAGCGCAUCAUCGACCCAGAGAAACUUAUGACAAUGGAGACAGAGUUUGUGGAAACAAUGUGUCAACUGGAGCGCUUCUUCCCUCCAUCCCUUUUUGAUAUCAUGUUCCACCUUCCAAUACAUCUAUCAAAAGAGGCACGUUUGGGAGGACCAGUCCACUUCCGCUGGAUGUAUCCCUUCGAAAGGUACAUGAAAACACUUAAGGCUUUUGUUAAGAAUCAUGCAAGGCCAGAAGCAUGUAUGGCUGAGGGGUAUUUAGCUGGAGAAUGCGUUGCAUUUUGUUUAGAGUUCCUUAAAGAUUCAGUACCAGUUCAAGAAACAGUUAACCGCAAUGAAGAUAUUGAGGCUGAUAGAAGCGUGAUUGAAGGUCGACCUCUGCAGAAGGGUAUAGAAGUUACUCUAUCAGAUAAAGAUAGAGACACUGCACAUCGCUAUGUGCUAAUGAACAUGGCAUCUUUGAAUCCUUAUGUCGAGAAGCAUUUGGAAGAAUUACAAGCUAAUGAUGCUCGAUGUGCUAAAAAUGAAACUUUGUUGUGGAAAAACCAUACUGAGCAGUUUGCACAAUGGCUUAAAAUAAAGAUUCAUUCAGACUCAACAAAUAGUCAUUCUAAAGAGAUAAGGUGGUUGGCAUUUGGACCAAGAAAUGUUGUUGUAGCACAUAAAGGAUUUAUCGUUAAUGGGCAACGGUUUCAUACAGAUGCGGUUAAGCGGAAGACACAAAACAGUGGAGUAACUUAUGAAGCAUUUAGCAUGUGUAGAUCAAGUGCUCGAGAUAUGAGACAAGUCACUGAUAUACUUACAUAUUAUGGAGUGAUAAAGGAGAUUUUACUUAUGGACUAUCACAUGUUCAAAGUGCCGCUGUUUAGAUGCAAUUGGGCCAACACAGGGAAUGGUGUGAAGGAGGAAGAUGGUUUCACUCUUGUCAACCUUCAUAUGAACCAAACAGCCUAUUUGAAAGAUCCAUUCAUUCUACCUUCUCAAGCAAAACAGGUUUUCUACUCUAGGGAAGAUGAUAAUUCAAAUUGGUAUGUUGUUAUGAGAGAACCACCUAGAGGCUAUCAUGAGUUGGAAACAGAAGAGAAUUUAAGUGGUGCACCUUUGCCUAUCCAAGAACUCGAUGAUUUGGAUGAUGAAGCUUGUGAUAAUGAUAGUGUUUAUGUUAGGGAUGAUUGUGAAGGCUUGUUAGUGGUAGAUUGA
This is a messenger RNA of Microthlaspi erraticum, 3003 nucleotides long. The record is from the annotation of a GenBank genome assembly. NCBI's taxonomy places the organism in Eukaryota, Viridiplantae, Streptophyta, Magnoliopsida, Brassicales, Brassicaceae.